Molecule: messenger RNA, 747 nt
Organism: Sinocyclocheilus grahami
Lineage: Eukaryota; Metazoa; Chordata; Actinopteri; Cypriniformes; Cyprinidae
Product: voltage-dependent T-type calcium channel subunit alpha-1I-like
Exons: 3
Coding region: 9-401 (130 amino acids)
Biological process (GO): calcium ion import across plasma membrane
Cellular component (GO): voltage-gated calcium channel complex; membrane
Molecular function (GO): high voltage-gated calcium channel activity
Source: RefSeq, a predicted model, not a curated record
GAGUCAGUAUGAUGGUGAUCCUGCUGAACUGUGUAACGCUGGGGAUGUACCAGCCCUGCGAGAACAUCGACUGCUCCUCCAAACGCUGCCAGAUCCUGCAGGCCUUCGAUGCAUUCAUCUACAUCUUCUUUGCGCUGGAGAUGGUGGUGAAGAUAGUGGCUCUGGGGAUCUUCGGCCAGCGCUGUUAUCUGGGAGACACCUGGAACAGACUGGACUUCUUCAUCGUGAUGUUCAGGGUGGUGGAGUAUUCUCUGGACCUGCAGAACAUCAACCUGACGGCCAUCCGGACGGUGAGAGUCCUGCGGCCGCUCAAAGCCAUCAACAGAGUCCCCAGUGAGUCUGAUCUCUGCUCAUUUCUGCUGUGUGGAAUCAAACCUGACUCUGUUUCUGAUUGUGAGUGAUUCUUCAGUGCUGAAUCAUAAAGGGUUCAUGGACAGGAGACGCAAACACUCCUGAGGAUCUGCUGAGAAACCAUUAGCUGAUGAGACACGAUAGCUUUAACACCUACAGAGACGUUACUGAGGAUGAACCUGAUGAAAGCAGGAGAAAAUUACAUGAACAACCCAGAGACAAACAACACUCUUCCAUUAUAAGGGUCAGACAAAAAACGAGGAUAUUCCAUUCUGUGGAUUUAUCAGGGUUUCUGUGGGUCUUAAAAAGUAUUAAUCUGCAUUUUCAUAAAUUAAGGCCUUAAACGCUCUUAUAUCAGAGCAGAAAGUCUUACAUUCAUAAAGUCAUGGCAUUAAA